AUUCUGUUUCACCUUCCUCCGUAAGGCAUUUGCAGUAUCAUCCUCCAUACUAGGAAUAAUGCCGAUGAAAGCAGAAGCACAAGCAAGGGUUUCAGGGAGGCAUAGAUUGACGCCACACCUACCGUGCGAUCCCGACUAUGAGCCCUUAAGGGAGCUCUUCAGCCAUCAUAUUCAUUCAUUCGAUCACUUGGUCGAGUAUGGUUUAGAGAAGGCACUCAUGAACAUAAAGCCCGUCGAGGUCGUCGAUCCUAACACCAAGUUGAAGCUAAGAAUCUGGUUUGAAAAACCUGAGCUAUAUCCACCGCAAAAGGAGCGUGGAACAUUUCGUGAAGCUCUCUCUCCGUAUGAGUGUAGACAGGCUAAAAUUUCAUAUACUGGUAAAUUUUUGGUGGAUGUCUGCUUCAAAUAUGGCGAUGGUCCUGGUGGAGCUGUUAUAAGAGAAAAAAUCAAUUUUGGGCAGUUUCCUAUUAUGUUGAAGUCUAAACUUUGUCACCUCAGAGAUGCUGAUCAUCAAAAGCUGGUGGCUUGUAAAGAAGAACCAUCAGAAAUGGGUGGGUACUUCAUAUUAAACGGGCUUGAGAGGGUUGUCCGAUUAUUAAAUGUGCCAAAGAGAAACUAUCCAACUAGCAUGGCCAGAAGUGCAUUUCGCAAUCGACGAGAAGGAUUUACCGAUAAAGCUGUGGUGAUAAGAUGUGUUAGAGAAGAUCAAUCGGCUGUAACCCUCAAUUUAUAUUACCUUAGCAAUGGGAGUGCAAGGGUUGGAUUUCGGAUACGAGGGAGGGAGAAUUUGUUACCUAUAGGACUUGUUUUGAAGGCACUUAUUGAUGCUACUGAUCAUGAAAUUUUCAUGAGUUUGAUAUCCGUGUACAAUGAUAAAUAUGAGAAAGCAAAAGGUUCUGUUGGCACUCAGAUUUUGAGUGAAAGGGCAAAAAUCAUUCUUAAUGAAGUUAGAGAUCUGUCUCUUUUUACUCGCAUUCAGUGCCUGCAUUACAUUGGAGAGUACUUUAAACCUUUCAUGGAUGGCAUGGAAAACGAAAGUCACUCUGCUGUUGCUGAUGCCGUUUUAAGAGAAUUCAUAUUGGUCCAUCUUGAUAACAAUCAUGAUAAAUUUAAUCUGCUGAUCUUCAUGGUGCAGAAGCUUUUUUCUUUUAUUGAUCAAACCUCUGUACCAGACAACCCUGAUUCAUUGCAAACUCAGGAAGUUCUGCUGCCAGGUCACUUGAUUACAAUAUAUGUUAAGGAAAAAUUGCAGGAAUGGCUGCUAAAAACUAAAAGACAGCUUCAAGAGGAAACUAAAAAUAGAAAGAAAAACUUUGAGUUCGGCAGCUUAGCUGAUGUGAAGAAGGCACUGGAUAAAAAUCCUGCAAAACAGGUUGGUCUAUCUGUUGAAAAUAUGCUAAAGACUGGAAGAUUGGUUACACAGUCGACUCUUGAUCUGAAAGAGAAAGCUGGUAUGACGGUUCAGGCAGAGAGGCUCAAUUUUCUACGUUUUGUGUCACAUUUUAGAGCUGUUCAUAGAGGUUCAUCACUUGCAGGGCUCCGCACCACAAGUGUGCGUAAGUUGUUGCCAGAAUCCUGGGGAUUCAUAUGCCCUGUUCACACGCCAGAUGGGUCUCCAUGUGGACUGCUAAACCAUAUGACAGCUUCAUGUCGUAUCACCUCAUAUUAUGAUUCAGAAGGGAUAAUUAGAGAUUUCUCAAAAAUACAGAAGUCUAUUCUGAGUGUUCUGGUUGGGGCUGGUAUGAUCCCUGCAUUACCAAAACUUGUAAAAGCUGGUCCUCCAGAAGUUCUUCAUGUUUUACUUGAUGGCCGUGUUGUUGGUGCUAUACCCACUGAUAGAGUGGAGAAAGCUGUCAGCCACUUACGAAAAUUAAAGCUAUCAGCGACUUCAGCGAUCCCUGAAGAUCUGGAGGUGGGAUAUGUACCUAUUAGCAUGGGGGGAGCAUUCCCUGGUCUGUACCUGUUCACAAGUCCUUCACGAUUUGUUCGACCAGUUAGACAGAAAUUUCUACCUCCUGAAGGAAACAACAAUAUUGAAUUGAUUGGGCCAUUUGAACAGGUUUAUAUGGAAAUAGAGUGUGCGGAUGGAGGAAAUGGUGGAAGGUUAAAUGAGUUUCCUGCCACUCAUGAAGAAAUUCAUCCAACAGGAAUACUUAGCGUUGUUGGUAAUCUUACCCCAUGGUCUGAUCAUAAUCAGAGUCCAAGAAAUAUGUACCAGUGUCAGAUGGCAAAACAGACAAUGGGCUUCUCUUCACAAGGGAUCAAUUGUCGCGCAGAUCAAAAGCUGUAUCACCUUCAGACUCCUCAAACCCCAAUCGUCCGUACUGCUACAUAUGAAAAAUACAGGAUCGAUGACUCUCCAUUAGGGACAAAUGCCAUUGUUGCAGUUCUGGCUUAUUCAGGAUAUGAUAUGGAAGAUGCCAUGGUGUUAAACAAGUCAUCUGUUGAUCGUGGUUUUGCUCAUGGGUACAUUUACCAGACUGAGUCUAUUGAUUUUGCUGAUGAGAAGAUCAAAUCUGAUCGUGGUCAGAGAGUAUUUAGAAGAAACUAUACAAAAACGGAAACACAUUCAUUCAUCGAUUCAGAUGGGCUCCCGUAUAUUGGGCAGAUGAUAAAACCAGGCGAGCCAUAUUAUAGCACGUAUAAUGAAGUGACGAGUAAGGCAUCCGAUGCAAGGUUGAAGGGCUCGGAGCCUGCUAUAGUUGAUUAUGUUGCAGUGGAUGUGAAAAACAAAAAGCAGUUACAAAAGGCAAACAUACGUUUACGUCGUGGCAGAAAGCCUGUAAUUGGUGACAAGUUUAGCAGUAGACAUGGGCAGAAAGGUGUAUGCUCUCAACUCUGGCCAGAUGUUGAUAUGCCGUUUUCAGCAGUUACCGGAAUGCGACCAGAUCUUAUUAUCAAUCCGCAUGCUUUUCCUUCAAGAAUGACAAUUGCUAUGCUUUUAGAAUCAAUUGCUGCAAAGGGAGGUUCUUUGCAUGGGAAUUUUGUGAAUGCAACACCUUUCUCUAGCUCGGUUAAGAAACCGGAUGGAACCCCAGAAAAUGAAAGUGAUUCACUUGUUGAUGAACUUGGUUCUUUGUUAACUGCUCGUGGGUUUAAUCACUACGGUGUGGAAGUUUUAUACAGUGGAGUCUACGGAACGGAAUUAACAUGUGAGAUCUUCAUUGGUCCGGUUUAUUAUCAAAGACUUCGGCAUAUGGUUUCUGACAAAUUUCAGGUUAGAUCAACGGGAACAGUAGAUCAAGUUACACGACAGCCUAUAAAAGGAAGAAAGAAGGGAGGCGGUAUUCGUUUUGGGGAGAUGGAACGUGACUCCCUUCUUGCACACGGGGCUGCAUAUUUAUUGCAUGAUAGGCUUCACUCGAGUUCAGAUCAUCACAUAGCCGAUAUCUGCUCCAUUUGUGGAAGCAUUCUCACGACGACACUAAUUGAACGUCAGAAAAAAACAAUGAGGGAGACCAAAGGUUUACCCCCUGCAAGGGAACCCAAAAAAGUUACGUGCGUUUCUUGCCAAACAAGCAAAGGUAUGGAAACCGUCGCUAUGCCAUACGUUUUUAGGUAUUUGGCUGCGGAAUUAGCGGCCAUGAACAUACGAAUGACACUCCAACUAAGUAAUGGAGCAGGUGCUUGAAAACCAAUUUCAUGCGGCCUACCGUUUGAUCCCAAUUUUGAAAUGUUGUUAAGAUGUUGAUCUUAUGUGCACCAAUCGUGAAGCGACAUCUAGGCGUAAAUUUUUCUGAUGUAGAAGGUAAGAGUAUGUGAACCAGAAUGUUUAUAGUGUUAUUGUGUAUGAUCGAUUCUUACUU
Molecule: messenger RNA, 3806 nt
Organism: Cynara cardunculus var. scolymus (artichoke)
Lineage: Eukaryota; Viridiplantae; Streptophyta; Magnoliopsida; Asterales; Asteraceae
Product: DNA-directed RNA polymerase I subunit 2
Exons: 27
Coding region: 59-3631 (1190 amino acids)
Biological process (GO): DNA-templated transcription
Cellular component (GO): RNA polymerase I complex; nucleus
Molecular function (GO): ribonucleoside binding; DNA binding; DNA-directed RNA polymerase activity
Source: RefSeq, a predicted model, not a curated record